UUUAGUUUGGCGCGCGGGACUACACAAGGAAGAAGUCUGCAGACCUGCGUGCGCCUGUUGUCCUGUUGUCCCUGCUACACAGUGUCAAUAAUAACAUUAAAAACGCGAUUUUAUUAACUUAAAUACAAGGUGCCUACAACAUGUGGAAUCAGGGAGGAUACAGUGAGUCCAGUAUGGGUGGAGGUUACACUCAGUCCCCAGGAGGCUUUGCAUCACCUUCCUUAUCCCAGGGAGGAGAGAAGAAAGGGAGAACACGUGCCACACAGAUAAUCCCCUGCACGGUGUCUCAGCUGAUGUCUGCUUCCCAAGCUGAUGAGGCCUUCAAAGUCGGCGAUGUUGAAGUUGCUCAGGUUACCAUUGUGGGUAUCAUCAGGAGCACAGACAAGUCCAUGACCAACAUUCAGUACAAGGUCGAUGACAUGACAGGUGCUCCCAUGGACGUAAAGCAAUGGGUGGACACAGAGGACCCCAGCGUGGAUAGUGCUGUCCUGCCUCCAGGCACGUAUGUCAAAGUCUCCGGCAAUCUGCGCUCCUUUCAGAAUCACAGAUCUGUUGUGGCAUUCAGCGUCAGGACCCUGGAGGACAUGAAUGAAAUCACCUCGCAUAUGUUGGAGGUUGUCCAAGCACAUAUGGCGCUCGGCAAACCUCAGACGAUGUCGGGUGCCGGAGGAGGAAUGAGCAGUAGUGUCACACCUAUGUCACGGCCAGGAAUGGGGAGCAUAGGAGGGAUGGGAGGGGGGUAUGCAGGUGCUAAUGACAUGACUAACAAUGGAUUAAGUGCAAAUCAGAAUCAGGUGCUGAGUUUGAUAAGGGGCUGCCCAGACCAGCAGGGCAUCAGCAUUCAGGACCUUAAGCAGAGACUCAGUGGCAUGAGUCUGUCUGUCAUCAAGCAAGCGGUUGAAUUCCUAAGCAACGAGGGUCACAUCUUUUCCACCAUCGACGAAGACCACUACAAAUCAACCGACAAUGACGACUAGACCCUUUCAACAAGUUUUUGUCAAUUCAACCCAGUGGGGUUAUUCUUUUGAAUUGAAGCAGACGUAGUCACUAUUAUACAAUUAAUAACUGAAAGCUAUCAACUAUAUCACAACCUGUCUGGCCUCUUUAAUAGAAUAGGACCCAGUGAAGUCCUACGAGCCUUUCUAUGUAAAGGUACUGUGUUUGAUGUUAGCUGAAGAGCAUGUGGUUUGGGUUUGGUAAGACAAUGGGGUUUACACAUCCUGUAUCCCUGGUUGCUUCUGCUGUUUUGCAAGUCCCAGAGGUGUUGCUGUUGAAGAAGACACUGUUAGCAGUUAUUCUGUGUUUCCCCCUCUUCAUUGAUAAGCAUUUUGUAAUUUUAAAGAUUUGAAACAUAAGUACUCAAUUUAUUUUUGUCAAUGUAACUUACUUUUGCCAAAAUAUAAAGAUUAUACAAAAUACA
This is a messenger RNA of Thunnus maccoyii (southern bluefin tuna), 1420 nucleotides long. It is a transcript of the gene rpa2, whose product is annotated as replication protein A2. The coding region runs from base 141 to 977 and encodes 278 amino acids. Gene Ontology annotation, biological process: DNA replication; double-strand break repair via homologous recombination; nucleotide-excision repair. The record is from RefSeq and is a predicted model, not a curated record. The transcript has 9 exons. NCBI's taxonomy places the organism in Eukaryota, Metazoa, Chordata, Actinopteri, Scombriformes, Scombridae. Gene Ontology annotation, cellular component: DNA replication factor A complex; chromosome, telomeric region; site of double-strand break. Gene Ontology annotation, molecular function: DNA binding.